UAAGGUUGGUAAUUCAAUUCUGUGGGUAUUUUAUUUUCUUUUUCGUCAAAUUGCAUCAACAACAAAAAUAUCUUUGUUCUCUUGAAGUUUUUGUAUUCAAUCUACUAAACGAAUUAGAACACUUUUAAUAGCUAAUUUGAAAUGCGAGCUGCAAUGGCAAGAAGAUCUUCAGCUACUGGAGGGGAUAUUAUUGGUACAACAGAUGAUUUAGAUGACUUGGAUACUCCUUCCACAGAUGGCAUCGAAACUGGUUCCCUUGCCAUAAAAGAAUCUGAACGUAUUAAAGAAAAAGAACUAUGGCAAAGGCCAACAACCCAACGAGUGCUUCCAAACGACGGAACGACAAUUCUUCGUUUCGAAAUUCCAUAUGCCCGCAUAAUGCCACCCAAAAACGAGAAUCCCAACAUAAAACGCUAUGUUGUCUAUGAUCUGUCGGUUCGUCAGGAUUCAGCUGUAAUUGAUCCGAAUCCAGCUACCAUUGAAAGACGCUACACGGACUUCCUCAAAUUGUACACUAACUUAAAAAAGAAUCAUCCAACUGCUUUCAAUUCAGUUUACUUUCCUAAAAAAGUACUCAUGGGAAACUUUUCCCCGGAUUUGAUUGCCGAACGAAGUGCCGCUUUUGAGGCAUUUCUAGAUCACAUAGUCUCGAAGGCUGUCCUUAGAGAAUCGCCUUACUUCUUGCACUUCCUUCAAGAUAUCGAAUUGAGAAAAGCGUGUCAGUUGUUGGACGAACGUCGUAAUGAAUCGGCUAUUCCAUUGCUAGAGAAUUGUUUCCGCUUGUUGAACAAGAUAUUCAUGGAUCGUUCGAAACCUGUAUUGUUAUUACUUUGUCGACUUGUUGCCGCUUGUACAACUUCACCUGUACCACAUCCAUCGGCAGAUCGAUGGGCUGAAUUAGCACUGAGGCGCUAUGAAACGUUAUGUGAUACUGAUUUGCUGCCUCUUUAUAUUCCCCUUUUACAAACUUGUUCCCAUCUAUGGUGGCAACGAGGACGUGAUCAAAAAUUGAUCACAGAUCGCCUUACGGACAUGUCGAAAAAAGGGAUAAAUAUAAACAAUAGUCCGCCACUGAUGAAAGCUAUUCACUUGCUCGAUCCAUUAACUGAAACAAUAUAAUUCUCCUACUCCAACACCCCCUCCACACACACAGAAGUCUAUAUCAUUUUAUGUAGUUUAAUGUUAUGUAUUUAUUUUAUUUUCAAACCAAAAUGUAUGCAUUUUUUUUAUUGAAUGCUUACGAAAGUUUAGUAGUUUUUUAGGUCAUUUACAUUGAACACUGUUAUUAAUUAUUUUUAUUUUCAAAGUUAAUUACAUUUUUGGGGAAUUUUUAUUUAACUAAUUUUAAUUUGCUUUUAAAUGCAUUUGACUGAGAUUAAUAAUGAAACUCGAAUAUAUGUAAUUUUAUAUAUUAAUUUUUCUUUUACUCAAAAUUCUGUUACAAAUUUUGUGCAAUUUUUACAAACAUCAAUUAUUAUAUACUAUAUGGACCAGUUUAAAAGCUAAUUUUUAGUUUGGUAACACAUAUUUUAAAUGAUCUAUUAUAUUAUUAUGUAUAAUGUGCACGCAAACAAUUAAAUAAAAAGAAAAAGAAAAUUAUAGUAUGAAUAAGAAAGUAUCCGUCAAUUUGUAACUGAAACAUACACAUUUAUAUUAGAUAUUAAAACUAUUGUAAAACAUUACACUCAUAUAUCUUAUA
Eupeodes corollae is the source of this 1699-nucleotide messenger RNA. RefSeq names its product sorting nexin-21 (gene Snx21). NCBI's taxonomy places the organism in Eukaryota, Metazoa, Arthropoda, Insecta, Diptera, Syrphidae. The transcript is spliced from 4 exons. Gene Ontology annotation, biological process: protein transport. Gene Ontology annotation, molecular function: phosphatidylinositol phosphate binding. Gene Ontology annotation, cellular component: early endosome membrane. The coding region runs from base 142 to 1119 and encodes 325 amino acids. The record is from RefSeq and is a predicted model, not a curated record.